UUCACAUUUCGAACUCUUAAUGUCAAUUAUUGUACACAGCUGCCAGACUUGUGUAGCACAGUAAUCGGUGUGCAUUGCAUUGCACUUCUUUUUGCAGACAACGUAACCGAUUUCAAUCGACAUAAUCAUGGAUUUAUAUCAUUUCUUGCAUACUUCAAUGUAACUGAACUUGUAUAUCAUUGAUCAAUCACCGCCAAAUGAGCGAUCAACAUAACUGUUUGAUCUAUGUUAGACACGUUAUGGGUAUGGUUUUCAUACUCACCCGUAAGAUUGGUUCAUCCAAUCAUCAUCGCACCCUCGUAACGUCGUAUGGUUAUACUUAAUUGAAACUUAUUAUCAACAGAGAUCCCGACAUAUGACACUCUUAUUAGUUUCUCUCUUGUCUAUGAAAUGUCCUUCGAGUAUGGAUAUGUUAGAUUGUCAAUGGACAUUAUUACAGUUCUAUCAUUUGAGAGAUUAAAGCCAUUCUCUCCCCAAACCCUAGCAUUUAGAUACACAAUUAUCACACUUUACCACUCAAUCUCCCUCUUUACUUGUCAACAAAUUCAAAUAACUCACGAGCCCUUAUGUACAUAAUUGAACUAACAAAAUUGUUGGAUACACACUUAAGAAUGAUCAACGUGGUCAAAUUAAUAUAACUAGCUAAAAAAUUAAACAAUGGGAGGGGUUGAAAUUGAAUCGAGGCAAACCAUUCAAUUAUUAAUAAUUGAACAUUAACACACUUGGACAUCAAAUUAAAUCACCAAUGACUUACAAUCAAGAUGGCUAAUCAAAUCAUAAGCAUGUUUGACAAUGCAUAUAUAAAUGUUAAUUUAAUAUUUCAUGUAAGAACUUAACAUCAUUUAAGUGAAUCAUAAUGCACUUAUACUUUUUUUAACUUCAUCUUCUUUUACUACUGUUAUUUGUUUAUGGAUGCAGAAUAGUGAAAACAAUAAAACAUUAUAAAAAAAAGCAGGGAAGAAGAAACAAAGAAUCUGACCAAAGAGGGAAAGAUUAAGAAUUUGGGAAAGAAAUUUAACAGACAAGGUAACGUCCACGUGGCUGCUGUCCACUGGGAUAAUGGAUAUUUCAUACAAGGAAAAAUUAUGAACAUGAUUUUCAUUUUUCUAACCCUUCCAAUUUAGCCUUAAUAUUCCAAAUAAUUUCCCUUUGGGAAAUCCCUUUUUUUUUCUUUUUUGCUUUUUCAUUUGCCUAUAAAUACCACAGCCCUCUUUCUCAUAUUCUUCACUUCUCAUUCUUCAGAGCAGAAGAUAGAGAGAGAAAGUUGGGUGGAGAGAGAGAGAAGCAGCCAUAGCCAUAGGCGCCAUUGAGAACCAGUAGCUAGGUCGAGAGAGAGGUCAGUCACUCACUCAUUCGUUUAAUCUUUCUCUUAAUCACUCUAAUAAUAUAUCAAUCAAACAAGCACAAGGAUCAGCUUGUAGCGAUUCUUUUGUGUGUAUGUAAUCAUUGUUAUUCAUUUUCCAUCAACAUAACAAUAAUUCGUGAGUUCGUUUCUGAAGUCUAUUUCCUGUUUACUCGAUCAACUCUUCACUCUUCUGGCGUUGAAACCAGAUAAUCACCUGAUAAUAAUAUAUUAAUCAAAUCAAAUAAAUCAAGAAGCAUGCAAAUUAGCUUUGUAGCUAUUCCUUUUGUGUGUUUGUAAUGAUUGUUAUUUAUCUUCUUAUACUCUUUACUCCAUAUACGAAUUAUGGUUGAUUUAAUUCUCUAUCAAUCUAACGCAUCAACGAUGAGUUCGUUUUUUACAUCUAUUUUCUUUUCGCUCAGUCGACUAUCCAUUUUUUUUGGCAUUCAAAAUCAAAUAGCGGGAUAGAGAGAGGUCAGCGAUCAUUUGUCAAUCACCUUGAUAAUAUAUUAAUCAAAUCAAACAAAUCAAGAAGCACGCAGAUUAGCUUUGUAGCUAUUCCUUUCGUGUGUUUAUAUUAUGAUAAUCUUUCCUCGUGUAAUUUAAUUAUGAAUUACGAUUGACUUAAUUCUCUACCAACCUUAAGUCAGCCGUUUCUGACGUCUAUUUCUUCUUUACUCAACUAUCCGCUUUUUUCCUGCUGCUGGGAUUUUCUUUUCGGAAUUCAAUCUCCCAAUUUAAAAAAUUAACAAAAAAAAAAAAAACAUAAAUUUGUUUGGUCGCUUUUAUUUGGUUUGGGUUUUUUUUUGGAGGGUUAUUGUCCCCCUACCAACCCUCUUUGUCCUCUCAGUUUCAUUGAUUCUUGGUUUCUAAUGGCCGAAAAUAAUUUCAUGACAAAGGUCAACUAGGCUCAGAAAUUCGGCUCCCUAUAUUUUAGGAAGAAUUUCAAUGAUGUUAUUACAAUCUUUAGUUUUUUUUCAAACAAACUAGGGUUAACUUGCCUUCAAUUUUUCUAGUAUUCCAUGGGUCGAGAUUGAACCGUUCCUUUUUUCUAUUGAUGAAUAGGACCGGUUCCGAUGACUUCACGAAGCACGAUUUAUUAUAAUUCGACAAUUAGUCGGUCAAUUUCACCUGGUUAAAUAAACUCAGUGACAGAUUUUCACUCUCUCAACUGUUCUCCUUUUUAUUCGAUGAAUUACUCUUUUUCUCGUACACACAAUAAAAUAUCGAAUUUGGGUUUUCCCCUUUUUCAUUUUUUUCUUUGCCUAGGAAAAUUAAGAUGGUUUAAUUUUUUAUGAUGUUUUGCUGAGAUCUUGAUCUGCAACGUUUUUCUUUAUCGUGUAUCAAUUAUGAUGGUUCAUUUGUAUCACAAUCAUCUAACCCUUGGGUUCUUUCUGUACUGUUCUAAACGGAGUCUUGUGAAUAUUUUUUUUUUUUCCUCUUCUGAUGUGUAGAAAGCUGAAAUGUCCAUGGAAGGAAACGGCACAGGCGAGACUGGACUCGUUGGUGACGGCCACCAAUUCGAUCCCAACACCUUGGCUCUCAACAACAACAACAACAGGGUUAACGACGCCGAUUACGACAGCAGGUCCGGUAGCGACAACUUCGAAGCUCCAUCCGGUGACGAAGAGCUGCUCGAACCCGAUCAGGACCAGCAACAUCCUAACAAGAAGAAGAAGAAGUACCAUCGCCACACUCAACGCCAGAUCGUCGAGCUCGAAAAUUUCUUCAAGGAGAAUCCGCACCCGGACGACAAGCAGCGGAUGGAGCUGAGCAGGAAGCUAGGUCUGGCGAGCAACCAGAUCAAGUUCUGGUUCCAGAACCGCCGCACCCAGAUGAAGGCACAGCUCGAGCGCCACGAGAACAUCAUCCUCAGGCAGGACAACGACAAGCUGCGCGCCGAGAACGCGCUGCUCAGGCAGAGCAUAACCGACCCGUUAUGCUCUGCCUGCGGCGGUCCAGUGCUGCCCUCAGCAGCGGCAGCAGCAACUGGACCGGCCGACGCGUCCCUCGAGCAUCAGCAGCUGAUGCUGGAGAAUGCCCGGCUGAAGGAGGAGCUCAGCCGAGUCUGCUCCCUGGCCAACAAGUUCCUGGGCCGGCCUCUCUCGUCCUCCGCCGCCGUGAACCCUAGCCCGGUGCUCGUUCCACCACCAACCUCCAGGCUAGGGUUUGGUAAUGGGUUCGGGCCCGUGAGCAGCAUGCUGGCCGCCGGCGGUGGCGGUGGCGGGCUGGAUUUCGGCCACCACCCGAUGAGUAGUAGUAUUCAUCAAGAUCAGUACGUCAACAACAAUUAUGACAAGACCGUGCUUGUGGAUUUUGCUUUGGGUGCCAUGAAUGAGCUGCUGAAGAUGGUUCAUGUGGAUGAACCCUUGUGGAUCAAAAUUGGUAAUCCUGCAGGUGAUAAUCAAUCUGCAGGAACUAGUAACAACAAUUGUAGCAAGGAGAUCCUCAACGUCGAAGAGUAUGCUCGAGUUGCUUCUCCGUCGCUCGCCCUGAAACGCACCGGAUUUGUCCGUGAGGCGACGAGGGAGACCGGCAUUGUCGUCAUUAACAGCUUGGCUAUCGUCGAAACGAUGAUGGAUGUGAAUCGGUGGGCCGAAACUUUCAAUGGGAUGGUUAGUAGAUGCUCCACCUUGGAUGUGAUAUCUUACGGCGUUGCUGGAACCAAAGAUGGCAAUCUGCUGAUGAUGCAAGCUGAUUUCCAAGUGAUAUCCCCCAUGGUCCCGGUGCGACAGGCCAAGUUCCUGCGGUUCUGCAAGCAGCACGCCGAGGGCGUGUGGGCUGUUGUCGACGUCUCUCUCGACUCGAUCCACGAUGGUUCGAGUUCCUCGUCGUCGUAUACCUUCCCGACGAGCACGAGGCUUCCCUCCGGCUGCGUCCUGCAAGACCUGCCCAACGGCUGCUGUAAGGUGACGUGGGUGGAGCACUCGGAGUACGACGAGACCUACAUCCACCGGCUGAUGCGGCCCGUGGUGAGCUCCGGGGUCGGAUUCGGUGCCAAACGUUGGAUCGCCACUCUGCAGAGGUACUGCGAGUGCAUCGCGAUCCUGUUGUCCUGCCCCUCGCCCGACCAGACUCCGGGGAAGAAGAGCGCGAUGAAGCUGGCGAGCCGGAUGCUGAACAGCUUCUGCUCGGGGAUAUGCGACUCCUCCAACUGCAAUUGGGAGAAGGUGACGAUGAUGAACAGCAACGAGGACGUGAAGGUGAUGAUGAGGAACAACGCGAACGAGCCCGGGGAGCCGCGCGGGGUGGUGCUGAGCGCCUCGACCACCGUGUGGCUGCCUGUGUCGAGGCAGAGGAUGUUCGAGUUCCUGAGCAAUGUUCGGACGAGGAGCGAGUGGGACGUACUCGGGAACGGCGCGGUCAUGCAGGAGAUGCUUCGUAUGGUCAAGGGUCAGACCGCCGGGAACUGCCUCUAUGUCCUCCGUGCUGCCACCCCCGUCCUGGAGGAUGGGAGCUUGGGGGAGGACAACCAGAUCGUGGUGCUGCAGGAGACGGUGAACGACGCGGCGGGGUCGAUGGUGGUGUACGCGCCGGUGGACGUGCAGUCGAUGGAGGCGGUGCUGAACGGCGGGGAAGGGAGGUUCGUGGCGCUGCUGCCGUCGGGGUUUGUCGUUCUGCCGGACGGCCACGGCGGGGUGGUGCAGCAGAAUGAUGUUGGCGGCGAGGAAGGACAGGCCGGCGGCGGUGGUGGUGGAGAGGGAAUGGUGAUGAGCGGGUGCGUUGUGACGAUUGGGUUCCAGAUCUUGGUGAACAACCUGCCGGUGGGGAAGCUGGCGGCGGAUUCGGUGGAUACGGUGAACAACCUGCUGGCGUGCACCAUCCAGAGGAUCAAGGACUCCCUCCAUCUUCCGCAGUAGGAAAGGAGCUGAUAAUAGCUAGACAGAGCAGAAGAAGAGCAUAACAUAAUUAGGUCAACUGAUAUAGGGCCAACAUUUCAGAACUAGUGUUUUUAAUUUUAUGUUUGUGUUUGAUUUGCAAUAUCCUGCUAAAAAAACUAUUUCAGGAUCCAUACAGCUAGAUGGGUAUUAUAUAUACCCUUUUUUAAGUGUUUUAAUUUGUUGUUUAUGGACUGCGCUCGAGCUGAUUCAUGUUUCCGUAACUUUAAUCAAAUGCGAUUGCGGCCGGCUGUUCUUUUCUAUGUUUGAUUUUUCUUCUUCUUCUUCUUCCAAUUUUGGGUUUUAGCUUCUGCAUUAAUUAUGUUGUGUUUAAGUUAAUCAUCGCCUUAAAUUGAAAGUGUGGUGAAUGAAUUAAUCUUGCGACCAACAUACAUCUUUACAAAAACAUAAAAUUUUGCUUUUUAUCUCCUUUUAAUUUUACCCUAAAAUUUCCAUUACGCUACACAUUCACUCACACCUCAAAAUGAGGCAUUAACAUGUUUGUGGAAUUGGAGUUUAAAUCUUUAGAUUAUAAAAUUUUAUAAAUUUUUAAAUAUUGGGAUUUUUUUAAAUAAAAGUUAUUCAUUAUUUGAUAAUUACGAUGGUCGAUAUUUAAUGGAUAAAGGAACUCAAUUUUUUUUUGUCAAUUGACAUUUUUAGCUUUAACUAAAAGGAUAAGGCUGAUUCAAAAUAUUGAGAAUUAUUGGUAAUGGUAUUUAGUAGAAUAAAAAAAAAGAUAAAAUAGGAGACAAAAAAUCUCAAUUCUUAAGUUGUGAAAUCUCUUUGAUUAUGAGUGAUUCAAGACCACCUCGCUCAAUUGUGCCGAUCUGGAAGGCGGAGUGAAUACACAACUUGGGGUUUGAAGCUUCUCGAGGUUCACCUUCAUUGUUCCUCUGUUUUGGAAGUUUCAAAGGUUUCUCAAUCUUGGAUCGAAGAAGUGGUGAAGAUGUUGGAGAAGAGGAGAUGAACCAGCGCAGCGUCGAAUUCGAUGGCAGCGAUUGGUUUACCGGGGGAGGAUGAUGGCCUCGGAAUUGGAGAAGCAAACAAGAGGUUCAAGAUCUGGAGGAAUCUCUGACGGGAGGUGCGGGACUGUUUUUUUGGUGGAUUUGGGAGUAACGGCGGCGGUUGGAGCACCUUUUCUUCGUCUUCCGCCGGAGACAACAGAGAGGAGUGGUCAAAUGAGUUGUUCUCACUUUAAUACAUUCCCUAAAUCCACGUCAGAUGAAUUUGGACAGAAGUACUCUACAGGUCAGCAUCUCCGUUUCUCCAGUCAGAUUUAACACUAACACCGUAAACAUUUGGACGGAAGUGGCUAUAAGUGGUAUUUCUUCAAAAUUGGCUAUUAUUGGCAAAACCGUGAAAGUUUUGGCUAUAAAGUAUAUUUUGCCUA
Linum trigynum is the source of this 6610-nucleotide messenger RNA. NCBI's taxonomy places the organism in Eukaryota, Viridiplantae, Streptophyta, Magnoliopsida, Malpighiales, Linaceae. The record is from the annotation of a GenBank genome assembly.